CUUUUUAUGAUUUAUUAAACUUUUGGACUUUCUUCAUAAAAGGAGUGCGAGACGCGAGUGGGACUCACUUCGCUGGUUUUUUGUGUUCCCCGCAGCCAGCAGGUACCUGAGAAGAACGAGUCCUAAGUCCUAACUGUCUAGCAUCUGGAGAGAGCUAGUGUGUGCUAGUAGCCAAACACUCUGCUCCUGGCAUUUUUUUCUGCUUAAAAAUCUCCACCUGUCACUUUCCUCUCUCUUUCUGUUCUUUCUCAGGAGUUCAGUUUCUUCUUCUUCUGUUCCAUUCCAAACCAAACAGCACCAAACAAAUUCCAAAUGGCGACGAUUACUUCUUUAACCGACGCUGCCUCCAUCGCCGCCGCCGAUAUAUCGUCUUUCCGCAACGUUACCGAUAAUUCUCUGUUCGAAUCCGGGAUUCAUCGGACUAAACGACGUCUCUUUUUCCGUAAAGGAGAUGCAGCUUUUUCUAUCAGAUCCAUGAAGAUCACUCCAGCUCGGACCGGCACUCUUACCUGCUCAAACGGCCGUCUAAACGCCGACAAGCUGAACCCGACGGUUGAGCUGUUAAAAGUCGGGGCUUUAGGCCAAGUGAAAAUGAACUCGAGUUCUCGGAGGAAAACCAAGAUUGUUUGCACAAUCGGUCCUUCGACGAGCUCCCGUGAAAUGAUAUGGAAACUGGCUGAGGCUGGAAUGAAUGUGGCUCGAUUGAAUAUGUCCCACGGAGAUCAUUCUUCUCAUCAGAAAACCAUUGAUCUCGUUAAGGAAUACAAUGCUCAAUUUGAAGACAAAGUCAUUGCCAUUAUGUUGGACACUAAGGGUCCUGAGGUUAGAAGUGGCGAUGUGCCCCAACCAAUACAGCUUAAAGAGGGACAAGAAUUUAAUUUCACCAUCAAAAGAGGAGUUAGCUCAGAAAAUACUGUUAGUGUAAACUAUGACGACUUUGUGAACGAUGUGGAGGUUGGAGACAUACUAUUGGUAGAUGGUGGAAUGAUGUCAUUAGCUGUGAAGGCAAAGACAAAGGAUUUGGUUAAGUGUGUAGUAGUUGAUGGCGGAGAACUAAAAUCAAGGCGCCAUUUAAAUGUGCGUGGAAAAAGUGCAACUCUGCCAUCAAUAACAGACAAAGAUUGGGAAGAUAUCAAAUUUGGGGUGGACAACCAAGUUGAUUUUUAUGCUGUUUCUUUUGUGAAGGAUGCUAGAGUGGUCCAUGAGUUGAAGGAUUAUCUGAAAGGCUGCAAUGCAGACAUUCACGUUAUUGUGAAAAUUGAAAGUGCUGAUUCUAUACCAAAUCUUCACUCUAUAAUUUCUGCUUCUGAUGGGGCAAUGGUUGCUCGUGGAGACCUUGGAGCUGAACUUCCAAUUGAGGAGGUCCCUUUAUUGCAGGAAGACAUCAUUAGAAGGUGUCGUAGUAUGCAUAAACCUGUAAUAGUGGCAACAAAUAUGCUUGAAAGCAUGAUUAAUCAUCCUACACCAACAAGAGCUGAAGUUUCUGACAUCGCAAUUGCUGUUCGAGAAGGUGCUGAUGCAAUUAUGCUUUCUGGAGAAACUGCACAUGGAAAGUACCCAAUUAAAGCUGUUAAAGUUAUGCACACUGUGGCAUUGAGGACCGAGUCAAGUCUUCCAGUUAGCAUUAUGCCUCCAGUUCGUUUUAAUGCUUACAAGAGUCAUAUGGGCGAAAUGUUUGCUUUCCAUUCCACAACUAUGGCUAACACCCUUAACACGCCAAUCAUUGUCUUUACAAGGACAGGAUCCAUGGCUAUACUAUUAAGUCAUUACCGUCCUUCCUCAUCAAUCUUUGCCUUCACAAAUGAGGAAAGGAUUAAGCAGAGACUGGCACUUUAUCAAGGGGUCAUGCCCAUAUAUAUGCAGUUUUCAGAUGAUGCAGAGGAGACCUUCUCCCGAGCACUCAAGCUAUUAAUGGACAAGAAUUUGGUGAAGGAGGGAGAGCAUGUUACUCUUGUCCAAAGUGGAGCACAACCGAUCUGGCGUCGGGAAUCAACCCAUCACAUCCAAGUUCGAAAAGUCCAAGCAUAAUUCUAUGUUUUGAAGAGUGAAGACACUUUUUCUUGUGAUUGAAGUUACUAAGGAGUAGGUAAUACACAGUGGACAUGGUUUUGGUUUUAGUUUUAGUUUUUGUAUGCAACGUUGUAACUUUUGUCCAAGUAAUAAUCAGAAUUUUCUUUUUGGGUAAACGAAAUUGAAAACACAAAAUCUAGUUAUUCACUGAAAUGUUUCAUGUGAAGGAUAUUUUGGUUGAUAAAAGAAUUCAGAUGUGGCAAAGGCAUUCCGUUGCA
Theobroma cacao (cacao) is the source of this 2288-nucleotide messenger RNA. It is a transcript of the gene PKP3, whose product is annotated as plastidial pyruvate kinase 3. Gene Ontology annotation, biological process: glycolytic process. Gene Ontology annotation, molecular function: pyruvate kinase activity; magnesium ion binding; potassium ion binding. The record is from RefSeq and is a predicted model, not a curated record. NCBI's taxonomy places the organism in Eukaryota, Viridiplantae, Streptophyta, Magnoliopsida, Malvales, Malvaceae.